GUGCAAUAUCCAACUCUUUAGUAAUUGUACUUUUGUAAGAAAUAAACUAAAAGAAGUCUCGUGGCAAAGUGUUUCUUCUAGGAGACGAAAUAUGAUAAAAUAUACAGAUGUGUAUUUGCACCGCGAAUGAGGUGCAAUUGAGUUAACCAGAGAGGUUAAUUUGCAAUUUUGCAAGUUGUAUAGGGGAACCACCGCAGUAAAAAAUGGAUUGUACUAAUUGCGUAUAAUGAUAGAAUAAAUACUUUUAUCAUUGCGUGAGAGGUGUGACAAGUGAUUCAAAUCUAAUGUCAAUGAAAAUAUAAGAUUUUAGAAAUAUAAUAUUUCUCGUCAGAACUUAUCACUUGAUUUGUAAACAUGAAGGAGGAACUAGAAGAGAAUUAUAAUUCCGAGUUACCAGCUGUGAUCGGAGCCUUGUUAGAUACCUUAAAUGACAAGAAUCAGGACGUAAAACAGUCUGUGAUCGAAUCGAUUGAAAGAAUAAGUAAAAAGAAUCCAGAAGUUGUUAUCCAUGCUGCUAUAUAUUUUUGGGAAAUGCAUAAAAAGAUAUCCACAGAACACAUGAGAUCCUUGUUAAACAUAAUAUCCAGCAUAUGCAGACAUUCAACUACAAGUUUAAAUGUAGAUCUAGUAACAUCUCUCGCUGAGGUGGCAGUGAAUGAGUUAAUAGGAGAGACUGAGAAUGAGGCAGCCGAGUUAUUGAUUGAGCUUUGCAAAAUACACUGUAUGCAAGCUACAGGUGGACUUUUAACUAAAUUGGAACCUGGGGUGAUUCCUAAUCCUGCGAUAGUUUUUACAAUAGGAAAGCUCGCAGCAGCCAAUCCAUAUGGAAUGUUGUCCUUCGUUAAAAUAACAUUGACUAUCAUGUUACCAAUGUUAAAUCAAAUACGUGAAGAAAUUCUCAAACAGGCAAUUUGCUUCAUGAUUUCUAAGUUUUGCGAUGCUGUAAACGAUUAUAUAAUGAAUGGAGAAGACUCGUCUCUGGGAAUUAAUAAGCAGACGUUUGUAGAAGAAAUUUGCUCUGUUUUUGAUUUUUUAAUAAACAACUGGUUGAAAACAUCUCGCGAUUCUAAAUCAACAGAAGCUAUUUUAACAACACUCGUGCCUAUGGUAUCUUUGUUGCCUGUGCAGCAAGAUAGUGAGAGAAUUGUAAAAUUAAUACCUGUAUGUUUAAAUCUUUGUAGAAAGCAAAAUGUACGUUUAGCUGCUGUAAGAGUUAUAGCUAUGAUUUUAAGUUCUAUUGAGACUGAAAAUGACAAAGAGGCAAUUCGUGCAUUUAUGGAGAUUAUUCAUCAAACUUUAUCCGAAUUUGUCAGUAUUUGUCCUUUUGAAGCAGCUCGAGAUGCGGUUCUUACACAUUAUGAAAUACUGCAGUGUUCCAGAUCAUUAGUUGUUUUGUAUCCUGAAGAAGGUCUCGAUAGAAUCUUGCAACAGUUGAAAUCACCAAUUGCUCAUCAACGUGCCCGUGCUUUGGUAGUCCUCAGACAUCUUAUAAAUACUCUUCCACCAGAGGACGAUGGAUCCAUGCAAAGAAUUGCACUUAGCCUGCAGGAGUCUCUUGGAGAGAAUGGUGCGCUUCAGAUGGUCGGUGCUAUAGUGGCACUCGCGGCACGGCCGACAUUUCCCUUAUUGCCGUCACAGAGGGCUAAAUUUGUUCGUUAUAUGGUGUCACACUGCGAAAUAAAGAGUGACGAUAUGGAAGCAUGUUCUGAAGCUUUAUACCUGCUCGCAACGACAGUUGAUGGUGUCGAAUCUUGGCUAUGGCCGUGUUUGAUAAGUGCAUUGCUGGAUUCGGCUUGUGUAGCAUCCGUCACAUCUGUGCUACGUUCACUGUCUCCCUUAGCGACAAAAAUAAUACGUGAUAAAAACUCUUCAACAAAUGAGAGGGAUUUUCCUGGUACAAAAGUCUUAGGCAGAUGCCUGGAAUUGUUAAGCAAUCCGAUUAAUCGACCUGCAGUAAUAGGCUUUUUAAAGUCGGCAGCACCUCUGAUAGGUCAUCAAGUGAAAUCUUAUUGGGAUGAAAAAUUGCACGAACUUUCGCAGGAAUUUUUACAUGGUAGAAGAAACUCUCGAAAAAGCUCUAAAGAAAUGAAAGAUACCAUGCAAUGGGAUUUAAUCUGGGAAAAAAAAAUUGUAGAAUGGUUAGAAGAGAGCGUGAAAUUGGAAGGAGAAUCAUGGGGCACGAAGCUCGCUGACGAACUCGCUUUGAAAAUAAACACACCGGGUGUAGCGCCGCUUUUGGCAUCUACCUGCAACAAUAACGCUCAUAUCACCCUCCUCGUCGAACUCGCGCGUUCUCACGGCACUACCAAAGAAUUUGCGCGAGCGGUUGGCAUUUGCGCCAAACGGCAUUUGAGUAUCAUGCUGAAAUUAAUGGAGGAGUUUUGUACCGUCGAGGAUGCCCGAAAGGCUCCUGUGAGAUUAUUAGGUUUUGUGAAGGAUACGAAAGCUGCCGCUACCGCUGAAGCUGCAAAAGCAGGUUUAUUGCAGUCUUAUGCCGAAAUUGCUCAGAAAGGGGAUCCGCAGGAACUUUUCCCUGUUUUCGAAAAACAUGUGUUACCGUGGACUAUUAAACAGUUGCAAGAAUGCAAGGAGUUGUCUACAAAGGAAGCAGGAUUGUCAGUCUUGGAACAAGUGGCCAACGCUGUUCAUCCCGUCAGAUUGCCCGAAUCUAAGGGCCUGCGUAUGAAAGCUACUGCUCUAGCCACUCUAUUGGGAAUUUUACAGUCAUCGACGGGAUAUAGGCCAUUGCAACUCUAUCCGACGAUAUUGAAAGCAGCAAACUCUUUAAUAUGUAUACCGCCAGUACUAAAUAAUGAGGAAAGACAAAUUUUCCUUGGUGCAGUAUUGGAUAAAACAAUUAGUGCUAGUUCAGAGAUUGCUUUGCAAUUACAUCCAGAAAUAAUGCAGCAAGUUGUAGACGAAUUGGGAACUGUGUCCAGCGAAAUUGUAUCCGAUUCAGCAGACGCGUUGUCUGAAUUAGUUGACAUAUUGUUACCCUGGAUGCAAUCCAAGUCGAUUGUGGAAAGAAAAAUUACUCUAUUAGUGCUGCAUACAGUGCUUCAAUCUUAUUAUAAUUCUUUGAAAUAUACAUAUCCAGGUGGUAAGUUGGAUGCUGGAAAACUUGUAGGAAGAACUUUAUGCUGGUGUGCGGAUACCGAAUUUGCUUUGAGACCACUGGCGAUAGAUUGCAUGCUUCUCUCUUUGGAUAUUGCAGCCCGUCAUCGGCAUAUAUCACCUGAUAAUACUUUGAGUGACGACAUACAACAAAUAAAAAAAGAACUUAUGAUCGAAGACUCGUCGAUAUCUUAUGGAGCCAUAGAGAGACUGGCUAAUGCAGUAUCGCAGAAAAUUCCCAAUGGUGAGAUAGUUAGCUUAGCGGAGGGUUUGAUAGAAGGCUUGUUAUUCUAUGGAGAAGCAAGCUUGGUAGCAGGCAUAGCUCUCUCGCAACAUUUUCAAAUUAAAGGUUCGGAGAUAUCCAGGACCGAUGUUUGUUUAGUCGAAAGUAUUAUUGCGCAAAUGAGACAAAUGGAAAACGCGAGCUGUAGAUACAGUGCAACGGUGGCUAUAGUAUCAUUAAUGAAACAUCAUCCGGAAGAAGUGACCGAGUAUCUUUUAUCUCAGCCGUUACCAUUAGAUCCGGGCACCGCAUUGUGCUGGAAAGAAAUUGGCAAUAAUGACUUCCUUGGACCUCGAGCUUUGGAUAUGUUAUUAAUAAAACUUGAAUCCAGCAAUUUAUUUUCUGAUAUUCCUCUUCCGUCCAUGCAUUCUGGACGAAAUAAUAUCGCAUCUCUCUCAUCCUUGGCUGCUAUCGUAGGUUUAAAGCAUUUUCUUGAAUCGCCGCAUGUGGAAAGUUUAAUUACCGACACGCAAUUAGCAGGCUUGUUAUCAGUCCUUCUUAAAUAUCUCUCGGGCUGGUUACAUGUCGAAGCUCCUGCGUCGGUGAUAAAUACGAAGUAUGGAUAUGUACCGAAUCGAGCAGCGCAGAAGAUAAAUCCUCAUACGGAAGUAUAUUCUAUAUUAACCAACAUAUUAAUAAUCAUCCAGCCGAAUGCUGCAUCCAAUUUGCCGAUGGAGACUACAUUUGCUUCCGAAACACAAGCCGAAGAAAGCCUGAUAUCAACUGUACGAACAUUGAUGAAAUGUAUAUCAACUAAAAGCGAAGUUCUGUCAAACAUGACGCAAUAUCUGGGUAAAUUGAUGACUAGCACGAUAGCCAUACAGCGAGCGGUCGCUGCCACUUUUUAUUCGGAAUUGAUUGGCAAAAUAAAUUGUGGAACUAUAUGGCUUGAUGCCAUAAUUAACACUCUGCACGACGCUAAAGCCGAUUCAUCAUCUUUAGUGCGAAAACUCGCUACCAUCGGACUUGCUAGAAUAGCCUACUUGGAUCCGAGACAGGUCGAUGAAUAUUUUGACAAUUGCAUGGAAGCCUUACUCGAUGGAUUGGAGGAGACUGCCGGUGGAGAAGGCGGUGCUGAAGUAGUACUUGAGUCGUUACGUGGCCUCUCAGUAUUAUUAUCGGUUCAAUACAAGAGACCUAUUAGCCCGCGAGUGGUGCUGGCCUUGAAACCAUUCAUCGAGAAAGAAAACUGGGAAAUGAAACUUGCUGCCAUAGAUGCUUUGGGAGCGAUAGCUACCAAUUGGCAGAGAUCAGUUGCAUUACCGGAUGAUGAUUUGAUUGAUCAUCUUCUAGGCUGUUUGCCGUCUUUGAUAAUAAGACUGGAAGACUCAAAUAUAACAAUAGUUAAGACUGCACAGGAAACCUUAUGUAAAACUACAAGUAUCGUGCAGAAUGAGAAAUUAUUGCAUGUAAUACGUACUAAUUUGGGACCACAAGUGAAGUUUAGUUUCGAGAGUUUUUCCAAAGACUUGAUAAACUGUUUAAAAAAGGAAUUUCCACAAAGAGCAGAAGAAUUAAGAAACGCUGUUGUCCGUGGUUAUUCUAGAUCGGAAAAUUAUCAUACCAGAUCCACGUCUGCGCUGCUCUUAGGGUUAUUCGAUUCUCCAAGACCUGAAGAUGUACAAAGACUGUUACAACUUUUACGCGAUAGAGAAAGUAUUGUUAGAAUGCGCGCUUCGAAAGCCCUUUCAUUUUGUUUUACAUUUUAA
Molecule: messenger RNA, 5106 nt
Organism: Atta colombica
Lineage: Eukaryota; Metazoa; Arthropoda; Insecta; Hymenoptera; Formicidae
Product: maestro heat-like repeat-containing protein family member 1
Exons: 22
Coding region: 355-5106 (1583 amino acids)
Cellular component (GO): cytoplasm
Source: RefSeq, a predicted model, not a curated record